Pseudoliparis swirei is the source of this 702-nucleotide messenger RNA. RefSeq names its product dharma (gene dharma). NCBI's taxonomy places the organism in Eukaryota, Metazoa, Chordata, Actinopteri, Perciformes, Liparidae. Gene Ontology annotation, cellular component: nucleus. Gene Ontology annotation, molecular function: DNA-binding transcription factor activity, RNA polymerase II-specific; RNA polymerase II cis-regulatory region sequence-specific DNA binding. Gene Ontology annotation, biological process: regulation of transcription by RNA polymerase II. Bases 1 to 702 code for a protein of 233 amino acids. The transcript has 3 exons. The record is from RefSeq and is a predicted model, not a curated record.
AUGUUAAAGAGCCGUCAGGUGUCUGAUGGACCUCGCUUCUGUUUAAAAGUGGACUGCGCGGCCCUCUCGGGGCUCUCAGGUCACAGCCGCAUCAUGGACGGGAGCAGAGUGACGGACUUCAGCAUCGAGCGCAUCCUUUCCCCGCAGCUCGGACUCAGGCCGUCGGGCAUGGACUUCUCCCCGGGCGGGUAUCUCCAAGGGAUCCCCGAACUCAGGCCUCCUCCGCCGGUGCUGUUGCCGGUGCCGGGCUGUCUGCAGUACCGAGAGAUGAGUCUCCGCGAUGCGUUUGCCCCGUAUAGAGCCGGCUUCCAUCACACUGACCUCUCCGGUGUGUAUUCAAACCCCGGAGUGUACGUGCACUUCAGCAGCCACGGCCCUGCAGAUGCUCAGCAGUUGUCCGGUUACCAGCGGGUUGGGUUGUCCGCGCAGCCGCAGACGCGUCAGAAGGCCCGGUCGAGGACGGUGUUCACCGACAGCCAAACCAAGCGCCUCGAGUCGCUGUUCGAGCUCACCGCCUACCCGACGAUGGAUGCGCGCGCAGAGCUGGCGAGGAGCAGCGGGCUGAACGAGGAGAUCGUCCGGGUGUGGUUUAAGAACCGCAGAGCCAGGAGGAAGCGCCAGCGCAGCGGGUCAAAGGUCAAAACGACCUCCCCUUCCCGAAGCGCUGGUGCAGAGAAGAAGUUCUUCACCUCGUUUCUCUGA